This is a messenger RNA of Pimephales promelas (fathead minnow), 360 nucleotides long. RefSeq names its product metallothionein-B-like (gene mtbl). NCBI's taxonomy places the organism in Eukaryota, Metazoa, Chordata, Actinopteri, Cypriniformes, Leuciscidae. The record is from RefSeq and is a predicted model, not a curated record. Gene Ontology annotation, molecular function: metal ion binding.
CCAUGUGACGUUCACAAGUGAUAGUGACGCACAAACGAGCGAUUCCAUUUCCAGACAGAUUUUCCAAGAAUACGUUCGUUGAAAUUAAGGUGGGAAAAUGGACCCGUGUGACUGUUCUAAAACUGGAUCUUGUAACUGCGGACAAAACUGCAAAUGCACCAACUGCGCGUGCGCAGAUAGCAAGAAAAGUUGCGGAAGUUGUCCAUCUGAAUGCAGUAAUAAGGGCACGAAGGGAUGCGAGAGCGCGCGCAAGGAUAAGGAGAAAUCGUGCGACACAAGCUGCUGCAAAUGAAAGGCUGUGAUGUGUGCUGUGACACUGUGCUCCUUUAACAAUAAAAGCAAUUCUAUCGUGUACUCAUG